Molecule: messenger RNA, 2173 nt
Organism: Lactuca virosa
Lineage: Eukaryota; Viridiplantae; Streptophyta; Magnoliopsida; Asterales; Asteraceae
Source: the annotation of a GenBank genome assembly
GUUUGAGUUACACCUACGUCUUUUUUACAUCAACCGAUUAGAACUGACGAAGUUUGGAAGGGUGCAACUGCAACAUCUAUUCCUUCGCCACUUUUGGUCAUCAUAAAACCUUCAAAAUUGGGUACACAUUUCCUGCACCAAUAAACUACCAUCUUCUAUAAUUUGUUCCAGUAACUCCACCCCUUUCAUGACAAUCUAGAUUGAGAACAAUCAACCGUUUUCGUUUUGCUUAAUUAAUCUCACAAAAGAAAUAAGAAAUAUGGCAGAAGUUCAACUACCCACUUACGACAUCAUCAUCUUCGGAGCAUCUGGUUUCACAGGUAAAUAUGUCGUCAGAGAAGCAAUCAAGUUUCUUGAUUCGCCGAAUUCGCCUCUCAAAACCCUCGCUCUAGCCGGUCGGAACACUUCUAAACUCUCCCAAACCCUAAAAUGGGCUGCCACAUCUCACCCCACCGUCCCCCUCCUCAUUGCCGACACAUCUGAUCCAUCCUCUCUCCGCCGCAUGGCUUCCCAAGCUAAGCUCGUCCUCGAUUGCGUUGGCCCUUUUCGCCUUUACGGUGAGCCCGUCGUCGCUGCCUGUGUUGAAGCGGGGUGCGAUUACCUGGAUAUUUCAGGUGAGCCGGAGUUCAUGGAGAGGAUGGAAGUCGUGUACCAUGAGAAGGCGGUGGAGAAAGGUAGUUUGGUGAUCUCGGCUUGUGGAUUUGAUUCGAUUCCGGCAGAAAUAGGGUUGAUGUUCAAUUCCAGGCAGUGGGUGUCGCCGGCGGUUCCCAAUCGGGUUGAAGCCUACCUGUCCCUUGAAUCGGAUAAAAAGAUAGCAGGUAAUUUUGGGACUUUUGAGUCUGCGGUUUUGGGAGUGGCUAAUGCUGAUAAGCUGGCGGAGCUUCGACGAUCAAGACCCAAAAGAGCUCGACCUACGAUCCCGGGUCCUCCUCCUCCAAAAGGAUCGACCAUAGAACACCAAAAACAGAUCGGACUUUGGGCUGUGAAACUCCCAUCAGCCGACGCCACCGUUGUCCGGAGAACGCUUUCCAUCCUUACAGAAAACCCAAACGGUCUUGAAGGAGUCAACGAGGAUCCUAAACACGCAGAGAAACGCUCCUCCUUUUGGUCUACAAUAAAACCUGCUCAUUUCGGAGUAAAGAUUGCCACCAAGAAUCUUCUGGGUAUGAUUGGAAUCAUCGCCACCGGGAUAUCAAUUGGGCUUCUGGGCAGCUUCUCAUUCGGGAGGUGGCUUCUGUUGAAAUUCCCCUCUUUUUUCAGUUUCGGAGGGUUCAGAAAGGAAGGUCCCACAGAGGAAGAAGUCGCUAGCGCCAGUUUCAAGAUGUGGUUCAUCGGCCAUGGCUUCAGUGACGCCAAUCUUGCUUCUCAGGCGACAUCAAAGCCUGAUAAAGAAAUCAUUACGAGAGUAAUGGGCCCUGAAAUUGGGUAUUUAACAACUCCCAUCACUCUAGUUCAGUGUGCUCUGAUCCUUUUGAAGCAGCGCCAAGAUCUUCCAAAAGGCGGCGUCUUUCCUCCCGGGAUCAUUUUUGGCCCAACCGACCUUCAAGAUCGACUACAGGAGAACGGGAUUUCGUUUGAUUUGAUUUCAAAGACCGAUAUCAAUAAUGUCUCUACAUAAAGCUCUUUUCUCAAAAUUUUAUGCAAUAAAACCUUCUUAUAACACAUAAAAAGUUAGAUACAUCUUACAACAAUCCUACCAAAAUACAUUUUUUAUUUUUCAUUCAAGGUGGUCGUGAGGCUUAAAUGACAUGAACAUAGCCGCAUAAUGUUGAAGCCGGACAUUAUUCCUUGAACCAUGAUUGAAUGUCCCCCUCCUUGUUCUUGAAACAUAAUGGCGCCAUGCAAUUUGUAUAUUAACAGCAGCCCAUGUUCUCCAGUUUGAUGAAUAGUACCUUGCUCUUCGCUUCAUUUUUUCAUUAACAAAAUUGUAACGAAAAUGAUUAGUGAUGUACCUUAGAUGUUUAGCAUCUAGUGCAAAUGCUUCUGUUGGUUUGACACAAGUGAAUGUAGCAGUUGCAGCAGGAAAACGGUCUAUAAAUGGAACACGAAGGCACCAUGAAAGUAGCUCAUCUCCAAAGAAACUCCCUGGUUCUAAUAUGCUUGUUGCAACCAUCCCUCGACUUAGCAAUUGGGUUCUUUUUACUUUUCCAUCAACUAUAAACACCAUUCUCUG